UGCGCGUUGAACGUUUGUGGAUUUUCCAAUUUUAUUUGUUGUAUUAAUAUUUAUAUUGAUGCUGUAAAAAUGAAGUGGGUUAUUCUCUUCAUCAUGUCGUUGUGUCUCCUGGUGCACUCGAGGCCCUUGAAAUUGAUUGGAUCCACGAUUCAAGAUGAUAAAAAUUCCAGAGGCACCGAAAGCAGGGAAAUUGAAAACGUUAUUCCAUCGCUCUCAACUGACGACUUGUCCAACGAUGCGAGGGAAAUAGUGAAUGAAAAAUCAACCACCGACACUCAACCAACCGUGAGUCAAUCUCCUCCAUCUUCUUCUCCAUCGACCAAUCCAUUUGUCUCUCUGCUGGAACCUCUGGUUAAACGCAUUCAAUUUUCACCCCAACAAUUCUGGACAGAUCGUCUGAUUCAGUUGAAAGAGACCCUUGGGAAUUUGGGAAUAGCAGUACCUAAUAAUUUUCGAUUCAAUAUAACCAACGGUAGACAACUCGGAUCAAAUGGAUUAUUCCACGUCGCAGGGUUCAACGAUGGAUUUUAUACAGACAGACUAGAACCCGCUGGUUUUUUCAGUGGUAAUGGAUGGUUUGCCAACAAGGGCGGAUUACUUGGUGGUCCAGGUGCUAUUUUUUCCACUGGACCUAUUCUCACGGAUUAUCCCACCCCCUACAAAAAAAAAUAAUGCUUUAUCUAUGUUAACAAGAUUAUCAAGUGAUUUUUUCUUUAUCAGCCAAAUCACUUGAAAAUUGUCUCAAUUUAUUGCUGAACUUAGUUUCGUUGCGAAAUUCCAGGGAAAUUUUACCAUUUUCCCUUGUGUUUAUUGUUUGUUUAACCUUCAAAUAUUAAUUCAAUAACAAAUUGUUACAGAUCUGUCAGUCAUAAAUGCAGAGUAACGCAGUUUCCAAUUGACGUGGGUUGUUGAUAAUAAUGGAGAGGGGAUUAUCAAUAAUAAUAUAAUAAACAGAGAAAAUUUCCAUUCCAUCAAUAUACUGAUUCAUCAGUUAUUAUUGAAUAAUACUGAUUCCGCCGAAUAACAAUUGCAGCAAUUCAGAUCUCCACCCCCACGUAACAUUCCCCCAUGACGUUGCAUUAUUCCGUGAUAUAUAAAUCCAGAUAUAUCCUCAUUAUUCAUAAAUAACUGGGGCCUCCAUAAAUCACCUUUAGUUAUGAGUGAUUUAUGGCGUCCUAACAAAUCGAAUAAACUCCCGCAACAUCUGUCUCUGAAUUAUUAAGAGAACCGUAAAUAGACAACUGUACUUUUUCAUUACGUGUUUAUAAAUAAAUAUAUAUUUCUAGUGUA
Molecule: messenger RNA, 1290 nt
Organism: Fopius arisanus
Lineage: Eukaryota; Metazoa; Arthropoda; Insecta; Hymenoptera; Braconidae
Exons: 2
Coding region: 70-672 (200 amino acids)
Source: RefSeq, a predicted model, not a curated record